AUGCCUUCGGAUAACCACAUCAAAGCGGGCUUGUCUCUCAUCGAGGACAAGUCCAAGGUCCUUGGCUUGACCAUUGGCAGCCAUGAGAACGUGCAGCCAGGAACAUGGCUCCCCCGCAAAGGUACGGACCAGUCAAUCCCCAUCCUUUUCCCUUCUCUCUCCCCCAAGUCGGAGACAGGCAAACGAAAAGAAAAGGAACUGACAAAAGCCACAGCAGCUCAAGAGCCCCCGAAGCUCUCCUUCCCUGGCGCCAACCCCACCAGCACCUACCUGGUUGUGAGCUUGGACAUUGACGCACCUUUCCCUUCCUUCGGCGUCCUGGGCCCCAUCCUUCACUGGAUACAGUCCGAUAUCAAGGUCACCAGUGAGGGUACGUUGGAGUUCGAUGCGCCCUUCGUCGCCAAUUACAUUGGCCCUACUCCCCCUCCUAUGAGCGCACCCCAUAGGUACAUCUUUUUCCUGUACGAACAGCCUGCAGACUUUGAUCUCACGGCCCAUGCACCUGCUGGUGGCAAGAAGCUUAGCAAUUCGAAUCGCAUGCGGUACGAUCUUGAUGCUUGGGCAGAGGAGGUCAAGCUUGGUCCUGUUGUGGCUUUCAACUAUUUUACCUGCAACUAG
This is a messenger RNA of Penicillium egyptiacum, 618 nucleotides long. The record is from the annotation of a GenBank genome assembly. Lineage: Eukaryota; Fungi; Ascomycota; Eurotiomycetes; Eurotiales; Aspergillaceae.